This is a messenger RNA of Hyphopichia burtonii NRRL Y-1933, 948 nucleotides long. RefSeq names its product diacylglycerol/polyprenol kinase family protein. The coding region runs from base 77 to 922 and encodes 281 amino acids. Lineage: Eukaryota; Fungi; Ascomycota; Pichiomycetes; Serinales; Debaryomycetaceae. The record is from RefSeq and is a predicted model, not a curated record. Gene Ontology annotation, cellular component: endoplasmic reticulum membrane. Gene Ontology annotation, biological process: phosphatidic acid biosynthetic process. The transcript has a single exon. Gene Ontology annotation, molecular function: ATP-dependent diacylglycerol kinase activity.
UUUCAACGAGAAAUUCAAAAUAUAAAUAUGUUGGAUUCUCUUAUAUGAACUUUUAAUAAUAGUGGUCGGGGACAUAAUGACAUCGGUUUCAGGUACCCAUGUCAGACGGUUGACACGAAGUCAAGCAGCUCUUCUCAAGAAGCAAGAUUACAAUUAUGAAAUAAGUACUGCUAGCGAUACCGACUCUGACUGCUCAGAUGGACCUCCUGAUGAGACCCCCCGACUGUGGUCUCAGUGGUAUGAUGUGAUAAAUGCUAAGCAUGAGGUCCCCCGUAAGUUGUUCCAUUCAGUUACGGGGGUUUUCUCGAUUUGGUUAUACGUUAAUGGGUACAACGCAGCUAUCUUCACCAAACCUUUCAUUAUGGUUGGAUCCUUCAUGCUCGUGGUGGAGCUUUUACGUUUCCGAUAUCAGAAGGUGAAUCUAAUGGUGUUUAAACUAUUCGGGUUCAUGAUGAGGGAAUCCGAACACCAAACCUAUAAUGGAACUUUAUAUUUCUUAUUUGGGCUUAUCUUAACCACCGCAUCCUUACCAAAGGACUUGUGUCUCAUGACAAACAUGCUUCUUAGCUGGGCUGAUACCUCGGCUUCGAUUGUGGGGAGAGAAUGGGGGAAGUAUACCGUUAGUCUCAAGAGAGGUAAGUCUUUGGCCGGUUCCAUUGCAAGCUUUGUGACGGGGGUAUUUGUUUGUUAUUUGCAGUACGCCUAUCUCAUUCCAAAAUACCACCACUUGGUAGAUUCCCCUGGUGAAGUUCUGUGGUCCCCUGAAUCAUCUAAGUUAAGUAUUCAUGUUUUCGCUGCUGCUACUGGCUUGAUCGCUAGCGUUUCCGAGUUUAUUGAUUUGUGGGGGCUCGAUGAUAACUUCACCAUUCCAACCUUGAGUGGCUUGUUUUUAUAUACUCUCUUGUAUUCAACAAGAUUAUAGUACAGUUCAUUAUACAGAUAUUCAAG